GGGGCGCAGGCGCGGCGGGCGCCGAGGCCCUCCUCUGGAGGGGGGCGGGGCGGACUAGAGGCGGGGUUAGGGAAAGGGACGCGAACACCAGCCAAACUUCCGGUGCCUGCAGAGCGGGGAGCGGCGGUCGCCCAGAUCGCGGCUGCUCGGGCAGAGGCUGCACGGGCAGAGGCUGCAGGGCGGACGCGCGGCCGGGCGCAGCCAUGGUGAAGAUCAGCUUCCAGCCCGCCGUGGCCGGCAUCAAGGGCGACAAGGCCGAUAAGGCUUCGGCCGCGGCCCCGGCCCCGGCCGCCGAGAUCCUGCUGACGCCCGCUCGGGAGGAGCGGGCCCCCCCGCAGCGCUGCAAGAAGGGGAGCUCUGUAGGCGGCGUGUGCUACCUGUCAAUGGGCAUGGUCGUGUUGCUCAUGGGCCUCGUGUUCGCCUCCGUCUACAUCUACAGAUACUUCUUCCUUGCACAGCUGGCCCGAGACAACUUCUUCCACUGUGGGGUUCUCUACGAGGACUCCCUGUCCUCCCAGGUCCGCACGCGGAUGGAGCUGGAGGAGGACGUGAAGAUCUACCUCGAAGAGAACUAUGAGCGCAUCAAUGUGCCGGUGCCCCAGUUCGGCGGCGGUGACCCCGCAGACAUCAUUCAUGACUUCCAGCGGGGGCUCACCGCCUACCAUGACAUCUCCCUGGACAAGUGCUAUGUUAUCGAGCUCAACACCACCAUUGUGCUGCCCCCCCGAAACUUCUGGGAGCUCCUCAUGAACGUGAAGAGAGGGACCUACCUCCCGCAGACGUACAUCAUCCAGGAGGAGAUGGUGGUGACGGAGCACGUCAGCGACAAGGAGGCCCUGGGCUCCUUCAUCUACCACCUGUGCAGCGGGAAGGACACCUACCGGCUGCGGCGCCGGGCCACCCGGAGGCGGAUCAACAAGCGAGGAGCCAAGAACUGCAACGCCAUCCGCCACUUCGAGAACACCUUCGUGGUGGAGACCCUCAUCUGCGGGGUGGUGUGAGGACCGCCCCCUCCAGGCCCCACCCCUGCCCUCUGCCGUGUUUCUCUUCUGGCCACUCUGGCUGUCCUCUUUCCCCUCGCUUAGCUUGUACUUUGGACACCUUUCCAUAGAUGUGACGUGUCUCCUGGUUCCUUUCUAGCCCUGCCCACCUCCCCGUACCAGAGCCGUGACCUCUCGAGGCCCCACCUCUUCCGAGCUCCCGGGUCUGGGGGACAGGAGGGCGCCACCGGGUGGUUGCCGGGGCCGGCCCCCAGCUGCUCUGGCAGCCCAGGGG
This is a messenger RNA of Odobenus rosmarus divergens (Pacific walrus), 1275 nucleotides long. RefSeq names its product integral membrane protein 2C (gene ITM2C). NCBI's taxonomy places the organism in Eukaryota, Metazoa, Chordata, Mammalia, Carnivora, Odobenidae. Gene Ontology annotation, cellular component: Golgi apparatus; extracellular exosome; plasma membrane. The transcript is spliced from 6 exons. The coding region runs from base 204 to 1001 and encodes 265 amino acids. Gene Ontology annotation, molecular function: amyloid-beta binding. The record is from RefSeq and is a predicted model, not a curated record. Gene Ontology annotation, biological process: negative regulation of amyloid precursor protein biosynthetic process.